Molecule: messenger RNA, 2568 nt
Organism: Suillus paluster
Lineage: Eukaryota; Fungi; Basidiomycota; Agaricomycetes; Boletales; Suillaceae
Product: Vps16, C-terminal region-domain-containing protein
Exons: 14
Coding region: 1-2568 (855 amino acids)
Biological process (GO): intracellular protein transport; endosomal transport; vacuole fusion, non-autophagic
Cellular component (GO): HOPS complex; lysosomal membrane; cytoplasm
Molecular function (GO): actin binding
Source: RefSeq, a predicted model, not a curated record
AUGGACACCGUACAACACCCUUCGGCAACAUGGGAAGCAGUCUCAAAUGGCAUUGUAUUUUACAGGCGCCAACAGCUGUACACGCUACCUGGAAAGCUCCCGAACCUGUCUGACUACCUGAUUGCUGGGUGCAAGAAUGGUGGGCCGAUAGCUCUUAUGAGAGAUACCUCAAAGCUGGUUGCACUGGGUCGCGGAGGGCCUCCAUUUACCAAAUCUCAAAUCCAGGUGUACUCGCCGGCUGGGGAGGGCUUGCUGUUAUUCAGUUGGGAUCAGGGAAGAAUAGUGCGGUUCGGAUGGACUUUCGAUGAACGACUCGCGGUUUUGAACGAGGAGGGCGUGUAUCGUCUGUACGACCUGCAAGGCGACUACCAGCAGUUUUCGUUGGGAAACGAGGCGGCAGAGUUAGGUAUAAUUGAUGCUAGAAUACACGAGUAUGGGCUAGUCGCAUUGACAGGUUCAUUGACUCUCCUGGAGGUGAAAGAUUGGGAAGGUGGGAGGCCACUGGCGCUUGCAACCCCUGGGCUAUCUGAACCCCCUCAUGCAUGGGCUGUUAUCCCUCCGGAUCAAUCGAUAUCGAGACAUGUUGAGGUGCUGCUCUCAGUGGAUGCCACUAUCCUUGCUGUGGAUAACCUGGAAAGUGUGGACCAACGCAUAUCCCGUGGACCAUUUGUACAUGUCUCUCCUUCGCCCAACGGCAAAUUUCUUGCACUGUUGACUUUCUCCGGGCUCCUCUGGGUCGUUUCAUCGGACUUCCAACGUGAACUAGUCGUUCUCGACACAGUAACUGUAGGUGCUGAGGGGCCGGUUAAUCAAGUGGAAUGGUGCGGUAACGAUGCAGUCUUGGUUACCUGGAACAAUCUCGCAUCAGUUAUUCUGCCAUCACGAGAUAACCUAGCGGGAGAAACGCUGCGUUAUCUGUAUUUUGGUGGUAGCUUUGUCGUCACGGAGGCCGAUGGUGCCCGUAUCAUAGGGCAGGACGUUUGCGACUUCAUCCAGAAAGUGCCUACAUCUUCGGUAUCCAUAUUCCGUCCAGGCUCAACGUCGUCAUCCGCCAUCCUCUUUGCAGCUUGGGAAAGUUUCCUACAACGAUCGCCCAAAGCAGACGAGAGCAUACGAAGCAUCCGAUCAGACCUUGCUGCGGCUGUGAAUGAGUGUAUUGAUGCUGCGGGUCAUGAAUGGGAGCCUCAUUGGCAAAGAAAACUGCUUAGUGCAAGUAUCCUGCUUCAAAUUGGCCCUUCAGCCGCGAAAUUUGGAUGGGGAUUCCUAGAUCUUUAUAAUCCCACCGACUUUAUAGCUAUGGGUCAAGCAUUGAAGGUUCUGAAUGCUGUCCGUUUCUACGAGAUCGGAAUUCCUCUGACAUAUUCUGAGUAUCAAUAUGUAUCCCCGACGCACCUCAUAAAUCGUUUAACGUCUCGAAACCUGCACCUCCUCGCUAUCCGUGUUUCUUCCUUCCUUUCUCUUAAGCCUGAUGUUGUUCUCAAACAUUGGGCGAGUGUAAAGAUUGCACGAUCCAAGUCUUCGGCAGUGGACGGCGAAGAUGAUGAAGUGUGCAGACUCAUAGUCGACAAGUUUGAGAAGCUCGGGGGCGGAGAGGUGAGCUAUGCAGACAUUGCCCGGCGAGCAUGGGAGGUUGGAAGGACGGGAUUGGCCACUAAACUGCUGGACCACGAAACUAGGGCCUCGGAUCAGGUUCCAUUACUACUCACUAUGACAGAGGACAGACUAGCUCUAGUGAAAGCGGUUGAUAGCGGCGACACUGAUCUUGUGUAUCAUGUAUUACUACAUCUUCACAAGCGCCUUCCUUUAGGCUCUUUCUUCAAAUUGAUCGAGGAUGGAGGGGAACAGCUUGCACUGGCAAGCAAGCUUCUUCAGGUGUAUGCGCGGGAGCAAAAUCGAGAAAUGCUACGAGACUUUUACUACAGCGAUGAUAGAAGAGUGGAAAGUGCAACUCUGGCGCUCGACGAGGCAGCUCAAAUGACUGAUCCUCAUGCGGUGAUGAUAGCUGUGAACGCGGCAGAGAAGUUCUUUUCAGAAGACAAAGACCGUCCAUUCGAGGCCAAGAUGAUGAACGAAAGUGUUCGCCUGCUUGCACUCCAGCAGCAAUUUGAGAAGGACUCGGAUGGAAAAGUCAAGUUUUUCGGCCAAAGCGUCUCAGAGACGAUACGCACGUGUGUCUUGAAUGGCAUGAGCAAGAAAGCCGACCGCGUCAAAAGCGAGUUCAAAGUUCCAGACAAACGAUUUUGGUAUUUGAAGCUGCAUGCGCUUACAGCAAUGCGCGAUUUCGACGCACUAGACGCGUUUGCGCGUUCAAAACGGAGUCCUAUUGGCUACGAGGCAUUCGUAAGACAUCUUGUCGAAGCUGGUCACCUCAAAGAGGCGGCUUCGUACGUGAUGCGAUGCGAUGGCCCAAAGCGCGUGGAGCUUUAUGUGCUGUGCGGGGAUUGGCGUGCAGCGGGCAGAGAGUGCAGGGAACGCGGUGACAAGAAAGAAAUGGAACAACUCAGGAAGUCGUGUCCUAAUUCCCUUAUAGCAAGAGAGUUGGAUCAGCUUGCGGCAUCGAUGAAGUGA